AUGAGAAUAGAAAGGUGGACUUUAGAAGUUCUAGUUAACGAAAUACCUCUUCAGGAAUAUGUAAUUUCUGAUUCAGUACUUGGAGCCAGUGCAUCUAACGCAUUGAAAUCAUAUGUGGUCGAAGGAGAUCGAAAGAAAUUUUGCGACUCGGCUACUUUUGUUGCAGUUCCAGCACCUGGAACACAUUAUAGCAUAGUAGUUUCUCCGAGCACAAGUGAAAUCGCACCCAAAAUUUAUGUAGAUGGUAUAAAUGACGGCUAUUAUGUAAACAGUAGUACUUCGUCAUAUGGCAUCGUUAAGGGUUUUUAUAAUGGAAAUAAAACAAUGAGAUAUGAUUUUAUUUUCGAUAAAACAGAAUGGAUUGAAACGGAUAUUCCACAAAGAACUAAAUAUGGUGGACUUGGUGCAAUAUCUGUUUAUUUCUAUAAAAUUAUAAAUAAGUAUAAAUCAUCAAGAAAUUAUAAUUCAGAAAAAGCAUUUGAAAAGGUAAAGAUUCCGGAAACGAAGAAAUGUUUUGACGUGGGUCUUACCACAAAAUUUUCCGAAGGCAUAGAAUAUUAUGGUUAUGGUUCAAUAAAUUCGAUAAUAAGAGAAAAUGAACCAUUAGCUGUACUUCACAUUAAUUAUCGUUUAGCUGAUUGGCUUAUUCCGAUGGCUACUAAUACGAGUUAUACGGCCUCUGCUGUUUACCGAACAAAUACACAAAAUUCCUGUGCUUCUGCUUCUACAUCUACCUCAUCUACAUCUACCCCAUCUACAUCUACCCCAUCUACAUCUACUACUGCUACUUCGUCUGCUCCUGCGUCUACCUCUUCUUCUGCUGCUACUAAUAUAGACAUUAAAAAUGAAGUUAAUAAUUUUGAAAACGAUACUGAAAAUAAACCUUUAAUUACUCAAUCUGUCAAAAAGAGGAAACGAAGAUACCAAGAAAUGAUCAUAAUAUUGGAUUCGGAUGAGGAGUGCACACAUGAAGUGGUGGAGUUAGAUUAA
Messenger RNA from Rhizophagus irregularis DAOM 181602=DAOM 197198, 990 nucleotides. RefSeq lists its product as uncharacterized. NCBI's taxonomy places the organism in Eukaryota, Fungi, Glomeromycota, Glomeromycetes, Glomerales, Glomeraceae. The record is from RefSeq and is a predicted model, not a curated record.